This is a messenger RNA of Mya arenaria, 984 nucleotides long. RefSeq names its product homeodomain-only protein-like. Lineage: Eukaryota; Metazoa; Mollusca; Bivalvia; Myida; Myidae. Gene Ontology annotation, cellular component: nucleus. The record is from RefSeq and is a predicted model, not a curated record. Gene Ontology annotation, biological process: cell differentiation; regulation of transcription by RNA polymerase II. Gene Ontology annotation, molecular function: DNA binding; DNA-binding transcription factor activity, RNA polymerase II-specific. The transcript has 2 exons. Bases 451 to 744 code for a protein of 97 amino acids.
UAUUCAUCAGCCUCCGUUCUCAUUUCCCGUAUUAAGUCCAGCAGUAUUAAUUUCAUUUCUGCAGUGACUGAGGCGGCGAAACAGGCCACAUAUCGGUGAUCGGGUCAGUCUAAAGGCGCCGGCCGUGGGAGAUCAGUGUUCAAUAACCAGCCAUAGUGGUAGUACUGCUGGAAAUUGGAUAUAUUUCCAUUUACAGAUAUUUUACUGAUAAGGUGGAUUUACUGCCGUUGCUAUACAUCAAGGUGUUUUGGAUAUAGUGUGAUAUCGAGGGAAAAGUGAAGAAAACGUCUAAGGAUAUUAUUUCAUUCACGCAGCAAACCAUUGAACUUGUGAUGGUAAAGUUCGGCAAUGUCACCCACCAUAAAGUGUAGUAUAAGGUAACAGUUCUGAAAAACUACGACCAGGAAAUUCCACCACACACCCCUUAAUUUCCUGGUGUCAGCACGUGCAAUGUCGCAUCCUGUGCGUGUCCCGGCCCCGGGGGACAGCUCCAUGAUGUUCACGGGGACCAUCCGGGCCCAGCUCACCCCUGGCUCCCGUCUCCCGCGCCUCACGGUGGACCAGAUGACGGCACUGGAGGAGAACUUCAAACAGAACCGGAACCCAAACCAUUUUGAGCUGUCUCUCAUUUCAGCCGAGGUGGGCUUAUCGGAGCCGGAUGUUAAGGUUUGGUAUCAGCAUCGCUUAGCCGUGUGGAGACAGAGGCAGGGACUUCCGGCCAACAGUGGCUACGUCAACGAGUGACGUCAUCACUGAAUAAGAGCACGUGAAUAUUAUAGGACCAUGCAGUGCUUUUUUAUUUUUCGAGCGCCAGUAAAUAUCGGAUUCUUUAACUCCGUGAACAUUUCAAUGCUAGUUGUUAAUUGUUUUAUUGCUAUACUCGUUUCUUAAACGAGUGUUAUGUUGUUGUGAAGCGUGACGUCGUCCAUGUCUCCGUCAACCUCGGAGAAUUUCGGUUAAGGUGUGAUGGUAGCAUAUAACACG